UCACUCAGCCAACCAAACUUGGCAGUGGUACAACACAACCAUGGUUAGAAAGUGAAGAGUGAAGUAAGCCAAUCCCGAGAUUCUGCGGCGGAAGACCCAAUUUCUCCUCUCCUUCAAUCGACGGUUCUAUAAAUGAUCCUCUGAUUAUCUCCGGCCACCGUCUCUCUGCGCUUCUCCACCUUCAGAAGCGCGGUAGAGAGAGAUUUCGCAUUGCUGCCUCCGCAUUUGUGCCUUCAUUUCUCCUCAGCAACAUCAUUUUUCCGCAGCUCGAAGGCCCCAUCUACCACCAGUUCACAGUCCACCAGAAUAUAAAGAUGGCUGGUGACGAUUUUGGUGUUGACUUUGACUGGGACACUGAAGAUGAGCUGGAAAUUGAGAAUAUACCCUUAGCCUCUCAUGCGAGUUUGACAUUUCCUGGUGUAGAAGCAAAUCUGGUAUCUGGAGAGGCAAGCUCAUCUGCAGGUCCAUCCAACUCUAAGAUAGUUGAUCAUUUUAUAGGAAUGGGGUUUUCUGAGAAAAUGGUUGCCAAAGUAAUCCAGGAAAAUGGAGAGGAAAAUACCGAUUCUAUUCUUGAGACCCUCCUCACAUUGUCGGCUCUUGAAAACUCUCCUCCAAAACAGCAGCAUAUUGAUACUGAUGGCUCCUUUUCGGAUUAUGAAGGAAGUUUUCUGGAUGAUUUUACUGAUUUAGACAGUGAUUCUGAAAACGAGGGGACUGCAAAACCUGUAUCUGAUGUUGACAACAAAAUGAUGUUCUUGGUGGACAUGGGGUUCUCUGAAGAUGAAGCUUAUGCAGCAAUUGAGAGAUGUGGUGUGCAUUCCUCACUUGCAGAGCUGACAGAUUUUAUAACUGCUGCUCAAAUUUCAAAGGAUGCAGAUGUUCUUCUUGGGGAACUUCCGGAUAGGCCGAAGCCGAAGAAUCUCAAUGGCUGCAAGCUAAAAAAGAGAAGGCAUUAUGAAUACGAGGCAUGGAAAAAGAAAAAACCGAAGUGCUUCGACGACGACGAUGAGACAAUUCGUCUGCCAAACCCAAUGAUCGGGUUUGGGGUUCCCAAUGAUCUAUGCGCUACAUUUCACAGAAAGCUUCCAGAGACAGCCAUUGGACCUCCCUACUUUUACUACGAAAACGUGGCACUCGCUCCAAAAGGAGUUUGGAGUACAAUUUCCCGCUUCUUGUAUGAUGUCGAACCAGAAUUUGUUGAUUCCAAAUAUUUCUGUGCUGCUGCAAGAAAAAGAGGCUAUGUUCACAAUCUCCCCAUAAAUAACAGAUAUCCUCUUCUUCCUCAGCCUCCCCACACUAUACAUGAAGCAUUUCCUCUAACAAGGAGGUGGUGGCCCUCAUGGGAUACAAGAACACAAUUAAAUUGUUUACAAACUUGCAUUGGAAGUGCUCGACUGACCGAUAGAAUUCGCAAAGCUCUUGAAGAUUAUGAUAGCGAACGUGAUCCGCCAUUAUCUGUGCAGAAGUUUGUCUUAGAUCAAUGUAGAAAAUGGAAUUUGGUUUGGGUUGGAAAAAAUAAGGUUGCCCCCCUCGAGCCCGAUGAAGUGGAAAUGCUUCUGGGCUUCCCCAAGAACCAUACUAGGGGUGGUGGAAUUAGUAGGACAGACAGAUACAAGUCUCUUGGCAAUUCCUUCCAGGUCGACACCGUGGCAUACCAUCUUUCAGUCUUGAAGGACAUGUUCCCAGGAGGAAUAAAUCUCCUCUCUCUGUUUUCUGGCAUUGGUGGUGCAGAAGUGGCACUCCAUCGCCUAGGUAUCCCUCUUAGAAAUGUCGUCUCUGUCGAUAUUUCGGAAGUAAACCGAAACAUCGUUCGAAGUUGGUGGGAGCAAACGAACCAGAAGGGGACUUUGAUUGAUCUUGCUGAUGUGCAAGAGCUAGAUGCAGAUAGGUUACAACAUUUUAUGAACUUAUUUGGAGGUUUCGAUCUCGUAGUCGGAGGGAGCCCUUGUAAUAACCUUACGGGUAGUAAUAGGUACACUAGGGACGGACUCGAGGGCAAAGAGUCCAUCUUGUUUUACGACUACUUUAGAAUCUUAGACUUGGUCAAGUGUAUAGCCACCAAAACUGAAUGAUUUGGUUGUAAAGGAAGCCCUCAAUCUUUCUGCAGUCAAGAACAUGCUAUAUUUUAUAGAACAAAGUAACCAUGUUAGUUUCAGUAAAUAAUUAACUGUUGAAAGAUGAGGCUUUUAUAAUUAUUAUUAUAUCAUAUCAUUAUUUGGCCCUUCUA
Messenger RNA from Momordica charantia (bitter melon), 2227 nucleotides. RefSeq names its product domains rearranged methyltransferase 2 (gene DRM2). Gene Ontology annotation, molecular function: DNA (cytosine-5-)-methyltransferase activity. The record is from RefSeq and is a predicted model, not a curated record. NCBI's taxonomy places the organism in Eukaryota, Viridiplantae, Streptophyta, Magnoliopsida, Cucurbitales, Cucurbitaceae. Gene Ontology annotation, cellular component: nucleus.